Aspergillus calidoustus is the source of this 985-nucleotide messenger RNA. Lineage: Eukaryota; Fungi; Ascomycota; Eurotiomycetes; Eurotiales; Aspergillaceae. The record is from the annotation of a GenBank genome assembly.
AUAAAAAACCAACGCUUUACGCCACUGCAUUCCCCGUAAUCUGAAUAAUCCAUAUAACAGCUAUAAACCUUUGUAAUCCAGCAUCGUCUUGAAUCAUCUCUUGGACUCAUAAUCUGACAAAUGCGUCAUGGACAGUCCUUGAACGUUUGGGACGCUGAUUCGCGGAGAAAAUAGGGCUUAGGGCUUUGCCACUCGUUAGCGGGAGUUGAUUGGAAAUCAAGCCCAAAGUGCCUCCAGUCAAAAGAAACCCUUCCCUUUUGCUCUUCGACACCACCCCUUCGACAAACUUAUCACCAAGUUCGACAAAACAGCAGUCAAAAUGGCUCGUCGUCCCGCCCGCUGCUACCGCUACUGCAAGAACAAGCCUUACCCCAAGUCCCGGUUCAACCGUGGUGUUCCCGACCCCAAGAUCCGUAUCUUCGAUCUGGGACGUAAGAAGGCCAACGUCGACGACUUCCCUCUCUGCGUUCACCUCGUCUCCAACGAAUAUGAACAGCUCUCCUCCGAGGCUCUGGAAGCCGCUCGUAUCUGUGCCAACAAGUACCUCGUGAAGAUCGCCGGUAAGGAAGGUUUCCACCUCCGUGUCCGCGUCCACCCCUUCCACGUCAUCCGUAUCAACAAGAUGUUGUCGUGCGCCGGAGCCGAUCGUCUCCAAACCGGUAUGCGUGGUGCCUUCGGAAAGCCCCAGGGUAAGGUCGCCCGUGUCAACAUCGGCCAGAUCAUCCUGUCCGUCCGCACCCGUGACGCCCACCGCGCCACCGCCAUCGAGGCCCUCCGCCGCUCCAUGUACAAGUUCCCUGGUCGCCAAAAGAUCAUCGUCUCCAAGAACUGGGGUUUCACCCCCGUUCGCCGCGAGGACUACGUCCAGCUCCGCCAGGAGGGCAAGCUCAAGCAGGAUGGUGCCUACGUCCAGUUCCUCCGUGGCCACGGCCAGAUCGAGGACAACAUGCGCCGUUUCCCCGACGCCUACUCUGCUGAGGCUUAG